This is a messenger RNA of Ceraceosorus bombacis, 1329 nucleotides long. Lineage: Eukaryota; Fungi; Basidiomycota; Exobasidiomycetes; Ceraceosorales; Ceraceosoraceae. The record is from the annotation of a GenBank genome assembly.
AUGACGACCCCAUCUUCAGACGCCACUUAUCCCUUCGAGGCUGCUCCCGUUCCCAUCUCCACACUGACCGACGGGACGGGAAGCAUCUCUCAAGAUGCGAUCAGCGCUUACGUCAAGCAGGCCUUUGCGAUGAUUCGCGCGAGCCAUGGUUGGGCAAAGGGCAAAGUCAUCAAGACAGAGGUGGCUCCUGUUCAGAGCUUCAAGGGUAACAGCGUGCACAAAGGCCGACUGGCAAAGUGCGGCUGGCACGGCAGACACAGCGUGAGUGUUGGGACUCGAACAAAGUGAGGGAUGUGCGGAGCUCGUGCGGGUGUGGUAGGAGACACUGUAGUGCUCACAUGUCUGACCUUCGAUGACCGCCCCUGGACGAUCGCAGGUGCACCCUCCCUCUGAGGCAAAGGGCUUGACAUGGGACGAUUUCAAGGCUGGUCUACUCAUCGAUCACCCGCAGCAAGAAACCGAGUACAUUUCCGAAAUGACGGCUGCCAAUCAGAUUGAUGAGCUCAAGAAGGGUGUGGCAGAGGUGUGGAACAAUACUUGUGAGUGGUUUGUAUGCAGGAUGUAAGUGGUUUGUAUGCAGGAUGUCCGCCCGUUCUUGGCAUGGCUGACGAGCGGUCGAUUGCCGUGCUCGGAUUGCUUCCCAAAAAAGACAAUCUGCCCAGCUUGACGUCCAACAGAGACUUUUUGGAGCUGCUCAUCACUCUCGAGCUGCCUUUGCACCCCACACCUUACUCUGAAGCGCACGAAGCGCUGGUGCUGCAGCAACUGCGUGGUGAAUCGCUGCCAGCUUCCGAGCCACAGAGCCUGCGCAGCUUCAUCGUCAUCCAACAGCCCGUUUCUCACGACAAGUGCCCUCAUCGUAGCAGCGAAGGAUACGUCCGAGCAUACUACGCAUCCGUCGAAGCCAUCUCCGAGACGCGAGCUGGCGCAACGGACUGGAGAAUGUUUUUGCAGUCUGAUGCUUCUGGACGCAUCCCGCUCAUGUUUCAAGAGAUGGCCAUGCCCAGCAAGACGGCCCCUGACGUCCCUUGCUUUAUCAACUGGAAGUCUUCGAAAAAGGCGGCUGAUAAAGAGGAGGCUCAGAAACCUGUUCCUGCUGUGGCUGAACCCACAGGUGCGGACACUCAAGGCGCUGCUUCAGCUGCUCCAAUCGACUCGCAGCACGCUACUGGAUCUUCGGCUGCCGCUGAUGCAUCCGCACCGGCACCUGCAGCUGGUGGGGGUGCAAAGACUACCACAACGGACGAGCCGGCUGUAGCUGAACCUCGAGUAGGGGCUGGCGAUACACCCGCGGCCCCAGCUCCGAGGGAUGCUGAGCAGGGUGCUUAA